This is a messenger RNA of Nilaparvata lugens (brown planthopper), 912 nucleotides long. Its product is annotated as piggyBac transposable element-derived protein 4-like. The transcript has a single exon. The record is from RefSeq and is a predicted model, not a curated record. The coding region runs from base 1 to 912 and encodes 303 amino acids. NCBI's taxonomy places the organism in Eukaryota, Metazoa, Arthropoda, Insecta, Hemiptera, Delphacidae.
AUGGGUGUUGGUCGAGUACAAGGGGAGAAACACAUGAGACUUUUCUAUAUAGGACAAGUUGAGGAGGUAUAUCUGAACAAGCCCGCCAAAUAUGGCAUAAAGAUUGUGCUUUGCUGUGACACCACUACAUAUUAUAUGGUCGAUGGCACACCAUAUUUAAGUAAGAAAACUCCAACUGAAGGCCAAGCUGCAGCUGAUUAUUUCGUAAAAACUGUGACUAAGAGCAUUCAUGGGUCCAAUAGGAGUGUAACCACUGACAAUUGGUUUACAAAUAUACCACUUGCUGAUGAGCUGUUGAAACCGCCUUACAAUCUAACCACAGUGGGAACAAUCCGUCUGAAUAGCAAAGGUGUUCCAAAGGAUCUUGGCAACAAGAAAGAAAGGCCAGUCGGAUCUUCCAUGUUCCUUUUCGAUAAGGAGAAAACUUUGGUCUCCUACAAACCAAAAGCCAAUAAGGUCGUAGUUCUCCAAUCUACCAUGCACUCUGGAAUGAAUUUGAACCCGGAUACCAAGAAACCAGAAAUUAUUCAUACUUACAAUUCUACAAAAGGGGCGGUAGACACUCUUGAUAAGAUGUGUGGGGAUAUGUCUUGCAGCAGGAAAACACGUCGUUGGCCGCUUUGUGUGUUUUACGGCAUAAUGAACAUUGCAUUUGUGAACUCAUAUGUGAUUUACUGCAUGAACAACAUCCGUUUGGGUAAUAAGCCAAUGAAUAGGAAAUCCUUCAUGAAAGAACUUUGCCAACAACUAACUGAACCACACAUGAGAACCCAUCUUCAAACACCCAACCUGAGAAGAAACACAAGAAUGCAGAUUUGUGAAAUUCUUGGAAUACCGAUGACCCCAGAGAUGCCACAAGACCAGGGCCACGAAGAUCGUGCUUCUACUGCCCAGCAGCUCUACGACACAUGA